Messenger RNA from Salvia miltiorrhiza (redroot sage), 1159 nucleotides. RefSeq lists its product as uncharacterized. The record is from RefSeq and is a predicted model, not a curated record. The coding region runs from base 221 to 1159 and encodes 312 amino acids. NCBI's taxonomy places the organism in Eukaryota, Viridiplantae, Streptophyta, Magnoliopsida, Lamiales, Lamiaceae. The transcript has 2 exons.
GUAUUUCUUUCAUUGUUUUGCAGAUCUGAAAAACUUUCCUUAUCCUACUGUCCGGUUGGGUGUCAAAGAGAGACGUAAGCAAAUCUUGAGCUAUCCCGAGGAGGCUCGUGAUUGGCGGGUUAUCUUGUCUGACGAUAAUUUGAGGCAAAGUUCGCUGUGGAGGGGCACUUCCUUUACUUCAGAAGGUACGGUCUCCUUGUCGACUCGCCCUCCGCCUCGUAUGGUCUUUUUGUCUACGUCUUUGGAAACUUUAUACGGACGACAAGGCUCUCAGAUCAUACCUGAACUGACGGUAAAGGAACGGGCUUUUGCAGAACGUGUCAUGUCGAAGUCUUAUCGGUUUGAGAUGAAGGGGCCCGAUGCUGCGUUGGAGAAGAUGCGUGCGGGAAGGAAGAAAAAAAAGGUGACCGAGGUAUCUAGUGAUCUCGAGGUCAGCGAGACAGUCAUUCCGGUCCGCUCUUCGCCUGUUAUUCCGGUCUCUACUUCGCCGGUUCGAAAGGGCAAGGAAAGAAGGCGCGACGACGUUGAUGAUGCUGAUUGGGCUGGUGACUCUAUUCGUCUUACCUUUCCAUUUGAUGCUUCUGCAUAUGCGGAUGUCCGCCCGUUCCGCAAGGAGUUGGGCAAGUUACUUUGGCCGGAGGACCGCAAUGCCUUGGUUGGAUUGAAGUCUGGUGCCCCUGAUGCCACUGUCGACCAUAUCUUUCUGGGUUUGCAGGGCGUGCUUCAUUUGUCGGAGAGGAUCCGAGAGCUGGAGAAGAGUGUGAAGAAACUUCGAACUGAGCGGGUUGAUUUGGACGACAUAUUGAAGGGUCGUGAUGAGGAGAUUGCACGUUUGAAGGUAGAGCUGCAAACUCAACUUGAUGUUGAGCGCCUAGCAGGUGAUCGGGCGAAGACUUUGGAGGAGCAGCUUGAGGCCGUUAACUCUACGGUUUCAUUUUUGACGGAGAAGCUUGAGUUUGUCGGUACUGAGGGGGAGGUCCAGGCUAGGGCCCAAAUGGCUCAAGAUUACUUGGACGGUCGGGCUGGGACUUGGAACACGGCCAAGAUGUUUGAGGCUUAUGCCGAGCUGAUGGAGAGGAGAGCUGAGGAGGCUGCCGAGGUUGCGGAUCUUGCUGCUUCGCUUGGAGGUUUGGGUACUGGUGGCCCCUCUGCUGAUUGA